Molecule: messenger RNA, 1997 nt
Organism: Hermetia illucens (black soldier fly)
Lineage: Eukaryota; Metazoa; Arthropoda; Insecta; Diptera; Stratiomyidae
Exons: 10
Coding region: 246-1913 (555 amino acids)
Biological process (GO): transmembrane transport
Cellular component (GO): membrane
Molecular function (GO): transmembrane transporter activity
Source: RefSeq, a predicted model, not a curated record
CGCUAGUAUCUGGUAUCUGCAUCCAAACCUCUGCUAACAUUUCAUGGUCUGCUAGCAGUUAAUAUAGCCCGUGAAAUCUCCACGAUAUGGCGUUUUAGUUUUGUAGCUUUUUUCUGCCAUCAAUCCACAGUAGAUUUAUAAAUCCGAGCUCAAUGUGACUAAACGAUUUGUGUUUCGGGCAAUAGUUAUUUUCUAGUGAACAUGACAAGUUUCGUUCAAGUUGGAGAAUAGAUAAUCUGGCGAAAAUGGCAAAUAAAAAUCAAGUUGGUGCCCUACAAAAGAUAUGGCGCUAUCGAAAACUUUUAAUUAUUGAGCCCUUGUUGAUUUGCGUGUUGCUCCCAUUCGGUUUGUUGAGUGUGACUGUUAUGAAUUUCAGUUUGGAAAAAGCAUGUAGAGUGAACUUGGGCUAUGAUCCAUCUGUAUGUCAAAUUCUGCUUAAUAAAAAGCAAAAUAAAAUCGACUGUACGGGCAUAACCGCCGAGGACACUCAACCACGGAAUACAUCGCUUUUGGUCAGCGAAUUUGAUUCGAAUAUUAACGAGACAGUUUGCAAAGCGGAGAUAGAGAGCCAGAAGCUUGUGGCGUUCAUGAAUGCUAUCCGAGGACCUAUAUCAUCUUUUUUUCCUAUCAUCGUAAUUUUAUUUGCCGGCGGUUGGAGCGAUAGAAAUGGCUUGAGGAAACCAUGCAUGGCCCUGCCGUUAAUGGGAGCUGUUUUUUCGAUAACAGCACACAUCGUGUCCGCAGUAUUUAUGGAUGCAAUACCCAUGGAAUUCGACGCUAUAAUGGAGAGAGUGAUACCAUCGAUGUUUGGUGGACAUAUGUUGUUCCAUGUUGGAAUCUAUAGUUAUUUAACUGAGACAACCCCCGAAAAGGAUCGAUCAUUUCGAUUUGGGAUUUUUACAGUAUUCUUGCAUAUAAUGCUACUGAUCGGUGUUUCCUUGAGCGGUCUUGCAUACAAUCAUCUUGGAUACAUCAAGGUGUUUGUCUUAUGCGACGUUAUCUUUGCUUCCGGAAUAAUCUACGUAAUAUUCUUUAUUCCGGAAAUAAAACGAAAAGAUGACAUCAAUGAAAUUGCUGACAACAAAGAAAUUUUCACCUUCGACACCUGCGAACCCAACUAUAUGCCGGGAGAGACGGCCAAGAGCUUUUACAGCUUGGUGGAGCGCAACAAAAAGAAAGGUCUCCUCGCAGACUUUUUCGACCCCACGUCAGUAUACGAGUGUUCCAAAGUAUUCCUGAAAAAGCGUGAUAACAGGGGAAAUCUGUUUUUGAAUCUAUCUAUUAUCUUGACUAUAUUAAUUGCGGCUCCAGAUGAUCAGGAUUUCAUCUACUUAUUUGCAAUGAAAAGCUUAAAGUGGAAUGGCGACGCGUUUAGCGCAUUUAUGGCAUAUUCCAUGGUCAUUAUGAUGAUUGGAACAUUCCUCAUGACAGCCGUAUUCAUUAAAAUAUUUGGAAUCAGCAAUCCAAUGGCUGGGUUCCUGGUUUCCUUUUUAUCUGUGAUAUCGAAUUUUAUAAAAGCAUUCUCCAAUACCUCACUAUUAUUUUACAGUGCAGCCACAAUAAAUUUAUUUUCCCACUGCAAGGGAAUAGUUAUCAAUGCAAUCGUCUCAGAAUUCAUCGACAAAGAAGAAAUUGGAAAAGUCUUCUCAAUACUAGGAAUAACCGCUGCGCUAUCCAGAAGUGUAUUUCCACUACUUUAUUCCUUUGUCUAUGGUAAAACAUUAGAAACAUUUCCUGGUGCAAUAUUUUUAAUGUCGGAAAUAUUUUUAAUUCCUUCAACUAUACUUUUUGGAAUCAUCCACUUUAUGAUAAAAAAUCACAAGAAAAAGAUGGCAGAAAAAGAGAAAGGUGUUGCCGAUGAAAAGCCUUUUGAGGGUAAAAAUGAAACCAAUACCGUAAAAAGCGAAUCCUAAAUAUAUUAGCCCCUUUUAUUGGGGUAUGUUGUGUAGAUUUUAUUAAGGCAUAAGUACUAAUAAAUGUUACAAAUUGUAUAAAAA